AUGACAAAUAUAUCUGAAAUUCCUCUUGUAGACGUUUUUAAAGGGGUCAUUCUGGAUCACUUGAUGAGGGAUGGGUUUUUACGCCGGCCACCAGAGAAUUUUUUUAUCAAACACAGAGCAAAAAUUUUAACAUGUGCCGCAGUUACUGGUGGUGCUCUUUUAGGCCCAUUUGCAAUUACUGGUGUAGUAGCAGCAUUAGGAUUUGGUCAAGCCGGUAUUGCAGCCGGAAGCACUGCAGCAUGGAUGAUGUCAUUAUAUCGUGGAUAUGUCGCCGCCGGUAGUCUUGUGUCGAUUUUACAAUCUGUUGGUGCCGCCGGCUUAGGUGGAGCAGUUGCUAGUGCAAUAUCAAGUAUAUUAGAAUCAAAUUCCGAUGAAUUACGAGAAUUAGGAACUUUUCUUAACAUUAGAUGCGAAAAUAAUGCGCACACAACAGUCGUUUUGGAGAUCAAUAUUACUGGUAACGAGGAUGAAAAAUUACUGUCACUUCUUAGAGGGUUUGACUUGGCUCGGCAAGUUGUCAGCACAAGGGUUGGGCGAUUCGAAUUUUUCAUUGGAGAAGGAUCCAAUAUUUUGUACAACUUUUUGGUAGAUAACUAUGGUGAUGUUUCUGUUACUACUUUGACACCGAGUAGUUACCUUUUAAAUCUAAAUGAUUAA
Acaulospora morrowiae is the source of this 657-nucleotide messenger RNA. The record is from the annotation of a GenBank genome assembly. NCBI's taxonomy places the organism in Eukaryota, Fungi, Glomeromycota, Glomeromycetes, Diversisporales, Acaulosporaceae.